AUGGGUCUUACACUCUGUCGCUGGCUAUGUGAUAACCCACAUGAAUCACAGAACAUCCCAUUAUCAUCCUCACCUUUCCUUCCCCUGUCUGUGGUGCCACCAGUCCGAUUGGCUAUUCUACUGGACAUGCCUCCUGUUGCCCCUGGAGAUUUGAGGUCACAGUGGAGCCCGACACAUAGAUCUCCUAACUUGUGUGUGUGUGCAUCAGGGACAAGUGUUUGUCGGCCCCGAGUGGAGCGGAGCAGUGAUGCGGCUCAGAGUGCGGUGGGGGUGAGCACAGGGCUGCACGUCUGGCAGAUUUGCUGGGAGGAGGGACAGAGAGGCAGCCACGCCCUUGUGGGUGUUUCCACUGGGAAAUGCUUGCUACAGAUGUCAGGCUACACUGCCCUGGUGGGCGGGGACUCGUGUUCCUGGGGAUGGGAACUGUCGACCUGUCAGCUCUGGCAUGGUGGUGAGAAGGUGGGUAUGUACCCUGCGGGCGGGGCCCGGCAGAGCCUGAAGGUCCCAGAGCGUGUGCUGGUGGUUGUAGAUGCAGAUGCUGGGAUGCUGGGAUACGUGAUAGGUGACUGCUUCCUGGGAGAGGCUUUCAGGGACCUUCCAUCAGGGGCAGAGCUUUUCCCAGCUGUUAGCUGUGUUUGGGGUGGAGCUACAAUACACCUCCGCUAUCUUAAUGGCCUGAAGCGUGAAGCUCCAUCUCUACUUUCACUGAGUCGUCUGACUGUCCGUCAGUCCCUGGGGUGGGACAAAGGUACUCAGACUCAAUGUCCAGCCCUUCCAUUGUCUCUAGAGCGCCUCCUUUUGGCCAGUGACAGAACCUGCAGCAUUAAUGAGCGUAAAACCCUUCUCUGA
This is a messenger RNA of Electrophorus electricus (electric eel), 849 nucleotides long. RefSeq names its product SPRY domain-containing SOCS box protein 2. NCBI's taxonomy places the organism in Eukaryota, Metazoa, Chordata, Actinopteri, Gymnotiformes, Gymnotidae. Gene Ontology annotation, cellular component: SCF ubiquitin ligase complex. Gene Ontology annotation, biological process: proteasome-mediated ubiquitin-dependent protein catabolic process. The record is from RefSeq and is a predicted model, not a curated record. Gene Ontology annotation, molecular function: protein binding.